Messenger RNA from Drosophila virilis, 895 nucleotides. RefSeq names its product SOSS complex subunit B homolog. Gene Ontology annotation, cellular component: SOSS complex. Gene Ontology annotation, molecular function: DNA binding. Gene Ontology annotation, biological process: mitotic cell cycle checkpoint signaling; response to ionizing radiation; double-strand break repair via homologous recombination. The record is from RefSeq and is a predicted model, not a curated record. NCBI's taxonomy places the organism in Eukaryota, Metazoa, Arthropoda, Insecta, Diptera, Drosophilidae.
CUGCACAGCUGUUUUGCUGCGCUUGUUGUCUGCGGCAUUUGUGCACUCAAAUUUGGCGUCCUUUUGAAACGCAUAAAUAAAAUAAACAAAUUAUCUUAAAGCAUUUUAAGCAUUAAACUAUACACAUUUGGCAACUACCAUGUACAACGCAGAAUGCAUAGCUAUAAAGGAUAUCAAGCCCGGACUGAAGAACAUUAAUGUCAUUUUCAUAGUACUUGAGGUGGGCGUGGCGACGGUGACCAAAGAGAACCGCGAGGUGCGCAACUUUAAAGUGGGCGAUCCCACAGCCAGUAUUAAUGUGUCCAUUUGGGAUGAGCCGGGCAAGCUGAUAGCUCCGGGCGAUAUCAUAAGACUGACCAAGGGCUAUGCGUCCAUUUGGCGCCAUUGUCUCACGCUGUAUUCCGGCAAGAAUGGCGAGGUCUUCAAGAUCGGCGAAUUCUGCAUGAUAUUCAACGAGGCGCUCAACAUGAGCGAGCCCAAACGUGGCGAUCCGCAGUCACCUGCGCCACAAGCUGGCAUGGUUGCUGUGCCGACGCCCGUCGUGACUCCCGUGGGCGUGGUAGCCGGUGCCGUGCAGCCACCAGUGAUCACAACGCCCGCAGUGGUGGUGCCGCCCACAAUCGUCAAGCAAGCGGCACGCGGCGGUCGUGCCGGCACAGCACGGGCUGGCACACUCAAAGCGGAGCGCAGAUGAAGCGACGACAGCCACAGGUGGGACAGGUGGUCAGCAGCCGCAUUGGACGGCUAAUAGCUUGAAAGCAAAAUAGUUAUUAAAGUAUGUAAAAGUUUUAUUGCGAAUCGUGGACAGACAACAUUUUAUGAAACAAUAUUUUUUUUUUGCGACGAGCGAUUGUAUCUGUAAAAAUUACAUACGUACAAAAUAAUGUUAAAUAAA